Molecule: messenger RNA, 930 nt
Organism: Oldenlandia corymbosa var. corymbosa
Lineage: Eukaryota; Viridiplantae; Streptophyta; Magnoliopsida; Gentianales; Rubiaceae
Source: the annotation of a GenBank genome assembly
AUGGAUGAGAAACCAAAUGCCCCGCCUCAUUUACUCUUCUUUCCCCUGCCAGCCCAAGGCCCAGUGAACUCCAUGUUCAAGCUUGCAGAGCUUCUCUGUCUUGAAGGUCUUCAGGUCACCUUUUUGGUCACCGAAUACAUUCACCACCGCCUUCUAAAUUUCUCCAAUAUACAAUCUCGUCUCCAGAGUUGCCAUGGAUUUCAACUACAGGCUAUAACUGACGGUCUCCCUGAUGGCCAUUCUCGUUCUGCAGAUAGUUUCUUGGAGGUUUUGAACUCCCUGAAACUAAAUACCAUGCCACUCUUGAAAGAACUGUUGACCUCUGGCUCCUUCAGAAGCGAUGAAGGAUCAUCGCAGCAGCCGGUGACGGGAAUGGUAGCUGAUGGAUUGAUGGGGUUUACAUUUGACGUUGCCAGUGAGAUUGGGAUUCCAAUUUUCUAUGUCCGAACAAUUGGACCUUGUUCCCUUUGGACAUUCUUUUGCCUUCCCAAGCUCAUCGACUCAGGAGAACUUCCCCCAUUGGAUGCUAUCAAUACCAGUGAUGAUGAUAUAGAUAAACUAGUCAAGGGAGUGCCGGGAACAGAAAGUUUUCUACGGCGACGUGAUCUGCCGAGAUUUAGUACUCUGGGAGAUGCAGCUUACCCAUUUCUGCAACUGCUUAAGAAAGAGGGUGAAGAAGUUCCCAAAGCCCAUGGCCUUAUACUUAACACCUUCGAAGAACUUGAUGGACCUUUACUCUCCCACCUGGGUUCUUCCUGUCGGAAUCUGUACACAAUCGGCCCAUUCCACGCGCAUCUCAAGACCAAAAGAUCAGCACUGUCGACGACAGAACCAACCGCUUCUACUAGAGGUUCAUCUUCCUCCAAUUUUCAGCGUCUGAUAACAGACAUCCAAUUCAUGACUGGUGAAGUAGGCCGUCAUAAUCCAUGA